Rhinocladiella mackenziei CBS 650.93 is the source of this 894-nucleotide messenger RNA. RefSeq lists its product as uncharacterized. The coding region runs from base 1 to 894 and encodes 297 amino acids. The transcript has 2 exons. NCBI's taxonomy places the organism in Eukaryota, Fungi, Ascomycota, Eurotiomycetes, Chaetothyriales, Herpotrichiellaceae. The record is from RefSeq and is a predicted model, not a curated record.
AUGCUCCCUCCCGACGCUGUCUGGUUCGUCACCGGCUGUUCAUCAGGCAUUGGCGUGGCCAUCGCCAGACACGUUGUCUCCCAAGGCCACCGCCUCAUCGCCACAGCCCGCAAAGUGUCCACAUUGUCCUAUCUUCCGGAUAGUGAUCCCAACAUCCUCAAACUCCCCCUUGACGUCUGCAGCCUCGAAUCCAUCGACGGCGCCCUCCACGCUACACUGGAAAAAUUCGGCCGCCUGGACGUCAUGAUCAACAACGCCGGAUACAACAGCGUUGGCAUCGCCGAAGUCGUCCCCGAAUCCACCAUGCGUUUGACCAUGGAAACCAACUUCUGGGGUCCCAUGCGCUUGACGCGCAAAGCCGUCGCUAUCCUUCGCGACGUCAACCCGAAUUCUGGAAGCAUCGGCGGCACAAUCGUGAACGUGACAAGCAUUGGCGGCCGGCUCGCGUUGCCUGCCGAAGCAGCGUACCACGCGAGUAAAUUCGCGCUGGAAGGAUUCACGGAAGCAAUUACCUCGGAAUUGCAUCCCGACUGGAAAAUUCGAGUCAUGCUUCUAGAGCCUGGCGGGACGAAGUCGCAGUUCACUACGCAGUCAAACGCGAACAGUAGAGCAGAUUUUAGAGAGCAUUCGGCGUAUCAGGACGAGAAUAUGGCUGUGAAUCAGAUGAUUAAGGCGCUAAGUGACCCAGGAUUGAAUGAGAAGUUGAUUGAGGCGGAGCGCGUGGCGAAGACCUUGUUCGACGUGCUGGAGAAACAUGAAGCGUUGCCAAUGAGAUUGCCGACGGGGAAGGAUGCCUAUGGGAUUAUUAGGGCGAAGGAGAGCGCGAAGAUGGACGAACUGGAGAGAUGGAAGAGUGUCACGGAGAGUGUGGGUGAUGCGGACAUUCCAAAGUGA